AAAAUCCCUUUUAGUUCAUGGUUUGAAAUGACAAAGUCCGGAUGUGACAUGAAAACUCAGUUUUGGCUCUCUUCGUCUCUCACUCCCCGUCCCAGCAAAUCGCAAUCCAGCCAACAGCUGCGCCAUUUCUUUGCGGAGUGCGCUGUCAGUGCCUCCGUGUCACACGCCCUCCAUCGCCGGCAGCCAGAAUACCAGGCUGUUGCUGUGAAUAACUUGGGGAAGUGGAAAACAGCUACACAGAUGGCAGCCUUAACCAUUCUACUCGCAAACAGAGACAGCAGUCUCGUUGAUGCUGGAGCUCUAGUGGGCUCUGGUGUAGCUUUGCUAUAUAUUUCAGCAUGGCUCGCAGUUUGGUCUCUGUUCGUGUAUAUGAGAAAGAUAUGGAAAGUACUGCUGGUAUAGGGAACAUCUCUGAUUUGAGCUGCAUCUUGGUUCAAACUUCCAACAGUCACCGGACUCAGCACAGUUCAUCAAAACCAUUGGACCACAAGUAUGGAAACUCAUACUCUCCCACUGCUUGUUGCUACAUCUGGUGAUUGCCCUUUGCUCAAGAUUGUAUUUUGCACAUAAUAAAGCUAAUAUCGAGUAGUAAGUUCAAAUUUUAGAGUAUUUUCCAAAAACAUUAACGCAACAUGUGAAUUUGAUUACUAUCAAGCUAGUAUCUAGUUCGAUCAGUAUCCUGAGCUGUAACGAUGAAUCUUCUAAACUGGAUAUUUAGUUUUUGCCUCUGAUUGGUGUUCUUGAUGAACCAUGAGUUUACUACUUGUGGAGUUGUGGCAUAAAUAAAAACUUGAAAGAAGAGAAAGAGCUAUGUUUGAACU
Messenger RNA from Ipomoea nil (Japanese morning glory), 821 nucleotides. RefSeq names its product cardiolipin synthase (CMP-forming), mitochondrial-like. NCBI's taxonomy places the organism in Eukaryota, Viridiplantae, Streptophyta, Magnoliopsida, Solanales, Convolvulaceae. The transcript has 3 exons. The record is from RefSeq and is a predicted model, not a curated record. Bases 28 to 402 code for a protein of 124 amino acids.